AGGGUCACGUGGGCGUCCGGAAACCCUGGCCGAGACGCCAGGGGUGAGCUGGCGGCGAGGGCGGCGGGCAGCGGAGCCCAGCGGACCAGGCGAGUGGAGCCGGGGCUGGAGAGCCGCGACCACUGAGUGUCUCGGAAAGAAGAAAUGAUGUAAAUCACUCACUCUCCAAACUUUAAGGUCAAAGGUGAGAAGGGAGGUCAGGAAGAACAUGGCCUGGCCAAAUGCUUUUCAGCGAGGAUCUCUGCUGUCCCGUUUCAGCCAUCAUCACGUCGUAGUGUUCCUGCUCACCUUCUUCAGUUAUUCGUUGCUCCAUGCUUCACGAAAAACAUUUAGCAAUGUCAAAGUCAGUAUCUCCGAGCAGUGGACCCCAAGUGCUUUUAACACGUCAGUUGAGCUGCCUGUGGAGAUCUGGAGCCGCAACCAUUUGUUCCCCAGUUCAGAGAAAGCGACUCUUUUCCUCGGAACCCUGGAUACCAUUUUCCUCUUCUCCUAUGCUGUGCAAGCGUGGGGAGUGGCAUCCACUGAAAUUGUUACAUAUCCCUUCUGUUUCCUCCUCUCCAAGGUCUUUGUCUUUGGCGCACUCACAGAAUGGCUGCAUUUCUACAACACGUGGCUGUACUGCUGCCUGUGGAUUGUGAACGGCCUGCUGCAGUCUACUGGUUGGCCCUGUGUGGUUGCUGUUAUGGGCAACUGGUUUGGGAAAGCCGGACGAGGAGUUGUUUUUGGUCUCUGGAGUGCCUGCGCUUCAGUGGGCAAUAUUUUGGGAGCGUGCCUAGCUUCUUCUGUUCUUCAGUAUGGUUAUGAGUAUGCCUUUCUGGUGACGGCGUCUGUGCAGUUUGCUGGUGGGAUCGUUAUCUUCUUUGGACUCCUGGUGUCACCAGAAGAAAUUGGUCUCUCAGGUAUUGAGGCAGAAGAAAAUUUUGAAGAAGACUCACACAGGCCAUUAAUUAAUGGUGGUGAAAAUGAAGACGAAUAUGAGCCGAAUUAUUCAAUGCAAGAUGAUAGUUCUGUUGCCCAAGUCAAGGCAGUAAGCUUCUACCAGGCGUGUUGCCUUCCUGGAGUCAUACCGUACUCACUGGCCUACGCCUGCUUGAAGUUGGUGAAUUACUCCUUCUUCUUCUGGCUGCCCUUUUAUCUGAGUAACAACUUCGGCUGGAAGGAGGCGGAAGCCGACAAGCUGUCCAUUUGGUACGACGUUGGAGGGAUCAUAGGUGGAACAUUGCAAGGCUUCAUCUCUGACGUACUACAGAAGAGAGCGCCGGUUCUUGCCCUGAGUCUGCUUCUGGCGGUUGGGUCCCUCGUCGGGUAUAGUCGUUCUCCAAACGAUAAGUCCAUCAAUGCCUUUCUGAUGACUGUUACAGUAUUUAGUGUCUCUGAUCCGGGACAAGCUAGGAUGGAUGUGGGUUUUCUACUUUUUCAUUCUCAUGACAAGUUGUACAAUUGUGUUUAUCUCGCCGUUAAUAGUGAAGGAAAUAUUCUCUCUCAUGCGAAGGAGACAAGCUCACAUAUUGAGGGAGUGACUGGUGCCCGAGACAGAACAAUGUCAGCCACAUGAGGACCAUUAGGGCUUCGAAUCUGCCCUAUUCGGGGUUUGUCCAGGAGCUCCAGCAUGACCUUGGACUGUCAGAGUCUCAACACUGCCAGCCACCUGAGAUCUGACCAGCCGUGAAGGCUGCGCUAGUUUUUUACACUACAGGAAUUACUGUUGACGAUUUUUGUUGUUGUUUCAUGAAUGUGCAGAAUGACCUCUGACUCUGCCAUCGUCUUUGUUUGGCACGUUGAGGUUUAGCCUUAACUGUUGUUUUGGACUUGGACUUUCUCUAGCCUGGAAAAUUGAGUGAACAGGAGGGAAAGCCACGCGUGGUUUGUAUUGGUGAUUUGUUCCACAAAUGGAAGAGAUCAUUGCAUUUCACUUUGGUAAUGAAGUUUACGUAGAGUGGCUGAUCUUUCAAGCAUCAAAUCCUGAUAAAAUGCUCAAGCUGGACUGAGCUGCAAGCCUGCCUUGGACAAAGAAUCCCUCUGUUCACCGUGGUGGGAAAGCUCACACCACAUGCCUCCUGACUGGCUCAGCCACUCUGUCUGAUCUCAAAGCCAUUCAGCCCAGAAGCACAAAUAUCUUCAAAUUAUUGUCAACUUGUUCUCCUCCAUCUUCAUUCAAAUGAGCUUGGACUCCUGGAAGUAUUUAGUCUUCCUUUCAAGGACAUCAGUUAUCUUGAACAUUCCGAUGUGUAACUCGCAACUCAAGCACUCAGCCCCAGAUUUGUUGUCUGGGAACCUUAGGAUCCUCUAGGAUGCUAAUCUGCUUAGUCUAUUUUUAGAGGAUUGAUCUCUGGCACAGCCGGGUUUAUGGAGUUACCUCAGCAGAAGACUAGAAUUAGAGAAAAGGGAAAGACCUUUUGUUCUAGUAAGUGUCAAGUACAGAUGCGCUUUGCCCUAUGAUGGGGUUAUGUCCCAGUAAACCCAUCGGAAGUCAAAUGUAUUUCGUACACCUGAUCUACUGGACGUCAUAGCUUGCCUCACCUACCCUAUAUACUCAGAACACUUAGAUCAGCCUACAGUUGGGCAGAAUCAUCUAACACAAACUCUAUUUUAUAAUCAAGUGUUGAAUAUAUCAUGUCAUUUAUUGACUACUGUACAUUAUGUUGAAAUUGCAACCAUUUCGCACCACUGUAAAGUCCAAACAUCAGAAGCUGAGGACUAUCUGUGACAUUGAAUCACAUUAAUGGAUUACCAGGACCUGCGGGGUAUUCAUUCUUUAGAAAAAUAUAUAUAUCUUCAGGGCUGUGAAUUCUGUACUAGUGAUCAAUAUUUUAAGAUCCUUCUGUAUACAUAUAUAUAUAUAUAUAUAUAUAUUUUUUUUUUAAUUAUAUAAGCAAGCUAGGAGGAGAAUGUGCAAUUUUGAGGGAUUCCUAAUUUGCAUUGGGUUAGGGAAUAUUUUUCAACCUCUUGCUUUAUACUCUGAUAUGGGGUGUGUUUAUGAACUUGUUGAUGUUAUUUAAUCAUGCAGAUUUCCAAUCAGUGUAUUGCUUAUUUACUGACAAAAAGGGAAAAUACGAAACACAGAAAAGGACAAUAAACUGACUUUCAUAAU
Molecule: messenger RNA, 3091 nt
Organism: Cebus imitator (Panamanian white-faced capuchin)
Lineage: Eukaryota; Metazoa; Chordata; Mammalia; Primates; Cebidae
Gene: SLC37A3
Product: solute carrier family 37 member 3
Biological process (GO): transmembrane transport
Cellular component (GO): endoplasmic reticulum membrane
Molecular function (GO): transmembrane transporter activity
Source: RefSeq, a predicted model, not a curated record